Messenger RNA from Orbicella faveolata, 1575 nucleotides. RefSeq lists its product as uncharacterized. NCBI's taxonomy places the organism in Eukaryota, Metazoa, Cnidaria, Anthozoa, Scleractinia, Merulinidae. The record is from RefSeq and is a predicted model, not a curated record.
GUUAAUUAUUAUUAGGCACAAUGUUUUAUUAUUAGGCACCAGUUUAUUAUUAUUAGGCACAAUGUUUUAUUAUUAGGCACAAUCUCUUAUUAUUAGGCACUAUUUUAUUAUUGUUUGGCAUUAUUUUCUAUUAUUAUUUCAUCUUUAUUAUUAGGCACUGUUUCGUAUUAUUUUCGUACCUUACUAUCUCCAAGUAGUCAGCGGUUUUACACAUGAGAACAGCAUGGCAGACAUUGCGAAUGAUCAAGGGAUAGACAUCUUGACUUUGUAGGCCCAGAAAAAGCAAAAUGUAGCUGAGUAUGUAGAAGCAAUUUAUCCUCGAAGUAUAAAACGAUGGCAACUAACACUAUUUCCGACUUAAGGCAUGAAGUUACCUCCCGAUUACAAGAGAUUGUUGCUUGUGUUGGUGUGUCUCAUGACAGUGACUUAGUGGAGGAGCUUGAAGAAAUUCAAAAGCAUGUGAAUCUCCUUGAUUCAGUGACAAGAAUACCUGAAGAGUUGUUUAAUUUGUUGAGUAGCGCACGAUCACUUUUACAGCAGAAUGAGGAAAGAGCAAGUGUUGUUCGUAGUGGUACUCCUGGUAGGCCAGCUUAUGACAUCAGGAAGGAACAACUUGAGAUGCUUCUAAGAGCUAGAUUUAGUGUCCGAUCUAUUGCAGACCUUUUGCACGUCAGUUCAAGGACCAUAGAACGACGAAUGCAAGAACAUGGCCUCUCAGUACGUGCUUUAUACACCGAAAUGCAGGAUAGUCAGUUGGAUGACAUAGUGAGGGAUAUAAAAAGAGGGAACCCAAGCUGUGGGUCAAAAAUGUUGGCUGGGUACUUUGGUGCAAGGGGUAUAUUUCUGCCUAGACGUCGGAUAAGGGAGUCACUUUCUAGGGUGGACCCUCUUGCAGUUGCUGCAAGACGCUGCAAAGCAAUAAAACGGCGCGUGUAUAAUGUGAGCAGGCCACUUGGUCUCUGGCACUUUGAUGGAAAUCACAAACUUGUGAAGUGGCGUUUUGUUGUCCAUGGCUGUGUGGAUGGCUUCAGUCGAAUCCCAGUUUUUUUAUCAUGCAGCACAAACAACAAAGCUGUUACUGUGUACUCACUUUUUAUCAAAGCGGUACAAGACUGGGGAUUGCCCUCAAGAGUCAGAUGUGAUCAGGGAUCUGAAAAUGUGGAUGUUGUCAAAUAUAUGUUGAGUACUCGAGGAACAGGGAGAGGCUCAGCUCUGGUUGGUAAAAGUGUGCACAAUCAAAGAAUUGAGCGAAUGUGGCGGGACGUGUUUGAAGAUGUUUUGGCAAAUUUCUACGAGUUGUUUUCUCUGAUGGAGGAACUGGGUAUCUUUGACCCUUUAUCUGAGUGUGAUUUAUGGUGCCUUCAUUAUGCAUUCCUUCAUCACAUAAACUAUCGUUUACAUGAAUGGUCUGCUGCCUGGCUGAGACAUCCCUUGUCUACAGCCAACAACAACACACCUCUUCAACUUUGGAUCAAAGGUUCACUGAAUUCUGCAGAAAACAAUACAGACCUGGUUGAUGUUACUGAUGAAUAUGGCAUUGAUUGGAAUGGUCCUGUUCCCCUUGAUGAGGACACU